CAAGUUACGCUUGGGCCAAAUUCCCCCAUAUUUUUUGAGCAGGCCUAUCUCUUCUCCAGCCAGAAGAUGGAUUUUGAGUUAUUACUCUGUCGACGCACACUUGCCCCGGCCGCAAGCACCAUGUCCUGAUAAAAAGAAGCGGCAGAGAAGCAAUACUGGUUUCAUUAACCGGUCACGAGGGGUGCGCAUUUUAAGCAGAGACAUGCCAGUCCCUAUUCAUCAUCCUGUAAGCAACUCCUUCCCACACUUCAUCCCAUCCUUAUCCUUCAAGAUUCCGAUUAUUUACUCCACUGCCAUUCGAACAAAAGCUUCUUUAAAAUUCCCACUUGCCGAAACCCCAAAUUUCCCUUCAAAAUCUUGGAGAGGCUUGUGUUUUUCCUUACAGUUACCAAAUAAGAGAACCCGUGUUCCUUUUUGUUCCAAGAAUGGAAUUUUUGAGGAUUAUACAGAUACCCUUUUGUCCAAAAAGACUGAAAACGAGUUUGAAGAGCUCGAGUUACUUAACAAGCCAUUUCCAAAGCAAGUAGAUGAUGGGUCUGCUGAAGAAGUAGGGGAAAUUGAACCGCAGAAACCUGAUAAAGAUGAAGUCUUGGAGACUUUUUACAAGUACUUUAGGCUAUCUGACGAAGAAAAUGAUUUGGAAGGUAGUAAAAUUGAGAGUUCUAGUCAGGAGGAUUCUAAUAAAGUUAGUGUAGAGUAUUAUGAGCCGAAACCUGGAGAUUUAGUGUUGGGAUUAGUUGUUUCCGGGAAUGAAAAUAAGCUUGAUGUGAAUGUGGGUGCAGAUUUAUUAGGAAUAAUGCUGACAAAAGAGGUGUUGCCUUUGUAUGACAAGGGGAUGGAGCAUUUGUUGUGUGAUGUGGAGAAGGAUGUGGAGGGCUUUAUGGUGCGAGGGAAGUUCGGGAUAGUGAGGAAUGAUGAGGAAGUGAAUGAGGAACUGAAGCCUGGGAAACCUGUUGUGGAGCCUGGAACUGUUCUUUUUGCUGAGGUUCUUGGCAGGACUCUUAGUGGCCGGCCAUUGCUUUCAACCAGAAGGCUCGUUAGGCGCAUUGCUUGGCACCGAGUGAGGCAGAUUAAGCAGCUCAAUGAGCCAAUAGAGGUCAAAAUAACCGAGUGGAACACUGGUGGUCUCCUUACAAGAAUAGAAGUCGGACGGCGAAUAUAUGUGCAAAUUACCAGAAUAAAUGUAGAUACCAAUGAUUUAAUACUCAGCGAGAAGGAAGCUUGGGGGAUGUUGCAUCUACAAGAGGGAACACUUCUAGAAGGAACUGUGAGAAAAAUCUUUCCGUAUGGUGCUCAGAUAAGAAUUGGCGAUACCAAUAGGAGUGGAUUGCUGCAUAUUUCAAACAUCACCAAGGGCAGAAUAACUUCUCUCACCGACCUGUUUGCAGUUGAUGAGAAGGUUAAAGUUUUGGUUGUGAAGUCCAUGUUUCCUGACAAAAUUUCUCUCAGUAUCGCUGACCUCGAAAGUGAACCAGGUCUAUUUUUAUCGAACAAGGAGAAAGUAUUUUCUGAAGCGGAAGCAAUGGCAAAGAAGUACAGGCAAAAAAUUCUAGCUAUAUCAGCAACCCGCAAAGUGGAAGCCCUUCCCACGGAUGGCUUACCUUUUGAAAAUGAAGAGACUUUGUAUGCUAACUGGAAAUGGUUCAAAUUUGAAAGAGACGAUGCCACAAAUCCAUGACAUUGCCGUUUGAAAAAGAAAGGGAACUAAAGCUGCAAAGGAGGAUUUUGGACGUGUUACUCGUGCUUCUUCCUCCCUGAGCUGCUCCGAUCAAUGCUAUAAGUACAGAAUUUUGUUUUUUUUUCCUAAUUGGUUAUCUCGGCUAAAAAGGAUACGGACUUGACCAAAAAUCGAUUGGUUUUGAUUCGGUCAUGUCAUUUUAUGCUUAAAAAAUAAAUUGUAAAUUAUAAGUCGGACGAUUUUCUUUGUUUA
This is a messenger RNA of Olea europaea var. sylvestris, 1930 nucleotides long. RefSeq names its product 30S ribosomal protein S1 homolog A-like. Gene Ontology annotation, molecular function: RNA binding. Bases 203 to 1678 code for a protein of 491 amino acids. The record is from RefSeq and is a predicted model, not a curated record. Gene Ontology annotation, biological process: RNA stabilization. Lineage: Eukaryota; Viridiplantae; Streptophyta; Magnoliopsida; Lamiales; Oleaceae. The transcript has 7 exons.